AUGCAUCAUGCACGUGCGCAGCAGGUGUCCUGGACGCCGGCGGUAAAAGGCGCCGGCGAGAAGGGGCGGUACUCUACCAAGCCGGUCUUGGAGUCCGUAAGCUGGAGCGUUUGCCGCAAACAGAAGGUGGGGCUGAUCGGCCCCAAUGGCUGCGGGAAGAGCUCGCAGCUCCUCAUGCUUCUCGAGGAAAUUGAGCCAACAGGCGGCAGGAUCAUCAAGCACCCGCAGAAAAUGAAGAUUGCUUACAUGCAGCAGGAGGCUGACCUGGACAAUGGGAAAACGGCUGUGGAGGAGCUGCAGUCGGUCUUCGGUGACCGCACGCUGGCAGAGGUGGAUGCUGCCAUCGACGCGGCAAGUUCAAAUGCCAGGCUAGAAGAGAUGGACGGUCUAGUGGAGGAGCGGAGUCAGAUUGAAAAGCACGUUGGAGAGGUUGAGGACUUGGUAUUGCAGCUGGAUCUUGUCUCAUAUCGGGACACCUUGGUACGAGAGUUGUCUGGCGGAUGGCAGAUGCGCGUGGCCCUGGGCAAGAUUAUCCUGUCCCGGCCGGAUCUAAUCCUUCUGGAUGAGCCGACAAACCAUAUCGACCUGGAGACGGUGGAGUUCAUGGAGGCAUUCCUGAGAGCCCAAGAUGUCGCCAUGGUCAUCGUCUCUCACGACCGCUACUUCCUAAACCAGGUGUGCAAUCGCAUCGUGGAGAUUGCUGACGGCGAAUCAAAGACGUAUUUUGGCAAUUAUGUAGAGUAUUUGGAGGCACGGGAUGGGUCCUUCUACCACCAGUGGAAGGCCUACAACCUUCACAGGGACAGGGUGCUGGCCUUGAAGAAGAAGAUCAAGAAGUUGCAGCAGCGAUUCUUGAUGGACGUUGUUGCAAAGAAGAAGCAGGAUCUGCAAAGGCUGCUCGCCAAAGCCCCUCCGAAGCCAGAGGUGAAGGUGGUCAAGAACUUCCGCUUCCCAUGUUCACUGAAAGUGGCCUCCACGGAGGAGGAAGAACCUGAGGAUGCUGAUGACAUCUGGGGCUCAGAGGCAGAGCCCCUGACACUGCUCGAGGUGCAGGAUCUCAGCGUCUCGUUUCCAGACAAGGCGCAGAGAGUGCAACUCAUCCAGGGCGGGGAGCUGUGCUGCGUGCGUGGUGUCUCGGGGUGA
Symbiodinium pilosum is the source of this 1143-nucleotide messenger RNA. The record is from the annotation of a GenBank genome assembly. NCBI's taxonomy places the organism in Eukaryota, Dinophyceae, Suessiales, Symbiodiniaceae.